This is a messenger RNA of Daphnia magna, 2125 nucleotides long. RefSeq names its product protogenin A. Gene Ontology annotation, biological process: synapse organization. The transcript is spliced from 8 exons. The coding region runs from base 257 to 1408 and encodes 383 amino acids. The record is from RefSeq and is a predicted model, not a curated record. Gene Ontology annotation, cellular component: neuron projection membrane. Lineage: Eukaryota; Metazoa; Arthropoda; Branchiopoda; Diplostraca; Daphniidae.
GCGCACAGUUGGGCCACACCAGCAGUCGUUGAAUCACUCCCUUGUCAGAUCGACUGACACGUUUGUUCGCUUGCCUGUUUUUCUUCAACACUUUCCAGUCACGAUUCUGCCGCCGCCAAUUGUUUCUAUCGUUUUUAUUUGUUGUCUUUCGCUUGAAAGAACGAAAAAAAAAAAAAGUUUGAUUUCAAGAAGGAAAUCCAAGUAAAUAAAGGAGGUUGUGCGUGACGUUAUUGGAUCAAGACACGAUGAACGACCGAUGAAGAAGUUCUCUCUCAUUCCGGUUUCCGUGGUUCAUUAUUGUUCUUUAGCCGGCCGUUCAAUGGACGGACAGAAUGCGAACGAGUGGAUGAGUCGGUGUUGUGGGCGAACACGACGACCUUAUGGCAAACGUUUGUCCAGUGUGGCGUGUUUCCUUCUGCUGUUUCUCAUGCUCGUUCUUGGAUCGCGACGUUGCAAUGGCGCUAUGGAAAUUCGCGAUCCAGCAUCCAGCAGCAGACACAAUGGCGGCGCAAAUCAUUUCGUCGAAGAUGACGAAGACGACGAUGGCGACGGCUUGGUGUGGCCGACCUUGUCGCUUUCGCCGCGAUUCCAGCACAUCCCACCUCCGCCCCCGCCCAUCAUUUACGGCCCGUUUUUCGAGCCCGAAUUUCCGACCAAUAUCAGCGUCCUGGCCGGACAGACGGUUUUGCUUCAGUGCCGUGUCAUGGACCUCGGUGAUCGAGUGGUUUCGUGGGUUCGACAAUCGGAUUUGGCUAUUUUGGCAUCGGGUGGAGUGAGCCACACGAGCGACAACCGAAUCACGGCAUCGGCUGACGAAACGCUGACCGAUUGGGAACUACAAAUCGCUGAAGCCCAAACCAAAGAUUCCGGCUUAUACGAAUGCCAGGUCAACACGGAACCCAAAAUCAAUUGGCCCGUUACUGUUCACGUUGAAGCUGCUCUAGCGUCGAUAGUCGGCACCUCAGAGCUCUACGUCCGAACAGGCAGCACCAUUAGCUUGACGUGCAUCAUUCAAGGGUCGGGUUCCAUUCCACCGCGUGUCCUCUUUUGGUUCCACAACUCCAAGCCGAUUGCGUUAGAUUCGCCGCGCGGUGGGAUAUCAUUGGAGACGGAACGGACGGUCACGGGCAUGUCGUCCAAAUUACUCCUCACGCGCGCUGCCCUUCAAGACGGAGGGAACUACACUUGCGCCCCACCCGGCGCUCAACCUGCCGACGUCACCGUUCACGUCCUAAACGGUGAGCAUCCGGCAGCCAUGCAACGAGGGAACAGGAGUCCGUCGACCAAUGGGGCAGAAAGGGCUGCCCAUUUGGGUGCCAAAUGCCUGUGGGCCGUUCAAGUAAUUACAUUACAGUAUUCCAUCCAGCGCUGGCUUUUUGGCAAUUCGUCUCCGUCUCCAGCCACUUGAAAUGAUUGGAACGUCCGAUACAUUAGGACCUAGAUGUCCGAACGGGAAAAAGAAUUAAUGUCAAAAAAGUUGAUUUUUUUUUUUUGAUUUUUUUUUUUUUUUUAUAAUGAGGGUUUGUUUUUGAAAAACUAAAGUGAAAACAAAAUGUGUUUUAGCCUCCCUAUUAUAUUCUUAUUCCUUUUUAUCAUUAUUAUUAUUAUUAUUAUUAUAUCUAUUAUUAAGUAUAUUAUAUUGUAUACGACGAGUGUCGACGUCAUCUCGGGUGACAUAGUACGUGACAAACAAGACAUUCGUGACAUUUUCACCUUUUUUUUCAUCUGUUCAUCCUAUAUCCCAUUCAUUUUUUUUUUGCCCGUUGUACUGUGUGCAAGAAUGGUGAUUUUUAAGAAGAAGAAAAAAAGGUAAUGUUAUCCUCCAUAUAUUUCUAUAUAAUGAUAUUAAGCACUGCAUCGCCCUCUCUCCUUCCCAAUCUGUAUUCCAAUUUCGAUUAUCAUUUCUUAUUAUUUAUAAUGUAAAAUUCUACUUUUCUCCUUCAUUUCACUGGAUUUUCUUAGUGAAAUCAAUUUUUUGUUUUUGUUUCCUACCAAUCCCCAGUAAAAGCACGCCCCAGUGAUGAAGAUCGUGAUGAUUAGCUGGAAGGGAGAAUGAAUGGUCAGUGUUUGAACAUAACAAAAGCAAAAAGCAACCAAAAAGAAAAUAAUAUGUCAGUCAUUAAUA